AGUGUAAGUAGUAUUGUUCAAACUGGUUGUGCACAUGUGCCAGAGAGUGUAUAUAAACGAUAGAACAACUAUAUUUGGAAUUAUUAAAGUAAUUUGAACUCGAAUAGUAUUCUCGUCGAUAAUAAUUAUCUAGUGUUUUGCAUAGAUAAUACUAAUCAUGAUUUUGAAAUUAUUUUUGUUUGCUUUGUUCGUUGCAGUGGUAAUGGCGGAAGAAACCGCGAGAGAGGCAUGGCCAAAAUAUAAGAAAGAUUUCAACAGGUCGUACGACGCCGAAGAAGAUGCCAAAAGGUUCAAAAUAUUUGAGGAAAAAUACAACGAAAUACAAGCACACAACAAAAAAUUCGAAGCUGGUCAAGUAACAUGGACAGCUGGAUUGAACGACUUCACUGACAGAACACCCGAAGAACUUAAACAUCUCCAUGGUCUUAGAGUUCCUGAUGGAAAUGCUGCUGGACUACAUUAACUUAUGGCUAAAAUUUUUAUGAUUAUUUAAUAAAGUUAUCAUUUGAC
Messenger RNA from Diabrotica balteata, 510 nucleotides. The record is from the annotation of a GenBank genome assembly. Lineage: Eukaryota; Metazoa; Arthropoda; Insecta; Coleoptera; Chrysomelidae.